Molecule: messenger RNA, 906 nt
Organism: Gallus gallus (chicken)
Lineage: Eukaryota; Metazoa; Chordata; Aves; Galliformes; Phasianidae
Gene: CBP3B4A
Product: claw keratin-like
Exons: 2
Coding region: 59-457 (132 amino acids)
Cellular component (GO): intermediate filament
Molecular function (GO): structural constituent of cytoskeleton
Source: RefSeq, a predicted model, not a curated record
AUCCAGCUUCCUCCACUUCACUCUCCACAUCUCCUGGGACUCCUUGCUUGUGUGGAAGAUGUCCUGCUCCAGCGUGUGUGCCCCUGCAUGUGGCGUGGCCACCCCAACCCCACUGGCUGACAGCUGCAACGAGCCCUGCGUGCGCCAGUGCCCCGACUCCACUGUGGUGAUCCAACCCCCGGCCACCGUGGUCACCUUCCCCGGGCCCAUCCUCAGCUCCUCCCCGCAGUACUCUGCUGUUGGCUCAGCAGGAGUCCCCGCCGUCGGAUCGGGCAUGGGUGGCACCUUUGGACGUGGUGCCGGUUUUGGUGGCUAUGGAGGCCUGGGAGGCUAUGGAGGCUUUUAUGGCCUUGGUGGCUAUGGAGGCUAUGGGGGCUAUGGAGGCUUUGGCAGCUGCGGAUACGGUGGCUGGCGCCGAGGCCUCAGUUACCUCAGUGGCAGCUGUGGGCCCUGCUAAACCCCAAAUAUUCACUCAGUACAGUGCUGCAUCUGCUGAGUCUUCACAAACUCCUCCUCUUCCUCCACCAGAUGCAGCUUUCCAUUUCUCUUUUAGCUGUGCCAAAGCAGUUAAUUUAAAUUACUGCUUCUUGCUUUUUGCACUCUACAGCCUUUCAAAUCUGCAGUUAGGGGCUCAGGGUUUCCAACAGUGCCUCCAGAUGUUCCCCUCCACCUGUGUAUAGCGAAGCAGUUCUGAUCUUCAUGUGUGGCUCUCCCCACUAUGACCAGCUCUGAGCCUCCUCAACAGUGCUGUGAAGAGGAAUCUCUGGGGUGAAGCCCUGGGUUGAAUCUUGCUGCACUGUUGUGGUUUGCACGACUGCAGUUCACUGUUUCUGUGUUGUGCUGCUCUCUGUAUGACUGUCUACUGCCUUCUCCAUUUGCAUUAAAGAAUCUGUAUUGCAUCCACAA